UCGCCCCUUCCGCGGCGCUCAGUUUGCCCCGCUCCGGACUGGCUAGCGCCGGCGGGCCUGGACCUGGGUAGCGGGCCCUCCUCUGCGGCAGCCCGGCUCCUCCGGUCGGCUGCCCGGCCCUCUGGUGAAUCUCCGGGGCCGCCGCCCGCGGGCCGGGCCACGCCCUGGUCGUCGCCGCCACCGACAUGGGAAUCCUUCCGCGGCGCGCCGGGAGCGGCUGCCUACGCUGGGGAAGCCGCGGUGUCUGGCAGGAGACCGGAAGCCCGUGGUGACCUCCGGCGACCCGGCUUGCGUUCGGUCCGUUUCUAAACCCUGGGACUCGACCUCGGGCCUCUGGGCUGCGCGGCACCUGGCCUCCGGAACCAUUGUAUAAGGAAGAUAGAUUUAGAAGACAGCUUAUUCACAUCACAGCUUCGCCACUGUUUAUUGUGUAGCAGUUGCUGUCAUGGAUGCACUAGUUGAAGAUGAUAUAUGCAUUCUUAAUCAUGAAAAGGCUCAUAGGAGAGAGACAGUGACUCCAAUCUCAAUAUAUUCAGGAGAUGAAUCAGUUGCCUCACAUUUUGCCCUGGUCACUGCAUAUGAAGACAUCAAAAAGCGACUUAAGGAUUCAGAGAAAGAAAACUCUUUCUUAAAGAAAAGAAUAAGGUUUUUAGAAGAAAAGCUUGUAGGAGCUAGACUGGAUGAAGAAACCAGUUCUGUGGGACGAGAACAAGUAAACAAGGCUUAUCAUGCAUAUCGGGAAGUGUGCAUUGAUAGAGAUAACUUGAAGAGCAAACUGGACAAAAUGAAUAAAGACAACUCUGAAUCUUUGAAAAUAUUGAAUGAACAGCUACAGUCUAAAGAAGUAGAACUCCUCCAGCUGAGAACAGAGGUGGAAACUCAGCAGGUGAUGAGGAAUUUAAAUCCACCGUCAUCAAACUGGGAGGUAGAAAAGUUGAGCUGUGACCUGAAGAUACAUGGUUUGGAACAAGAGCUGGAAUUGAUGAGGAGAGAAUAUAACAAUCUCAAACUAGAGCUACAGAAAGCCAAACAAAUGGAUUCAUCUCAGGAAGACAAUCAGAAGAAUAGAGAUUUCCAAAGACUAAGCAUUUCCAGUGAUAAUAUGCAACAUACAUACUGGGAAUUGAAGAAAGAAAUGUCUAAUUUACAUCUGGUGACUCAAGUACAAGCUGAGAUACUAAGAAAACUGAGAACCCCAAGUGGAAUCAAGAAAGCCUGUACUCCAGUGGGAUGUGCUGAAGACCUUGGGAAAGAUAGCACUAAAUUAUUUGUGACGAAUUUCACUGCAACAUACAAAAGACAUCCCCCUCUCUCACCAAAUGGCAAAUCUAUUGGUCAUACUGUACUAUCACCUUUACCAGGAGAUAUAAAAGUCUUAUCAGAGAAAGCAGUUCUCCAAUCAUGGACAGAUAAUGAGAGAUCCAUUCCUAAUGGUGAUACAGAAUUUCAGGAGCACAACUCUUAUGGCAGAAAUUCUCUAGAAGAUAAUUCUUGGGUUUUCCCAAGCCCACCUAAAUCAAGUGAGACAACAUUUGGGGACAUGAAAAAUAAAACUUUGCCUUUACCCAACCUUCCACCAUUGCAUUACCUGGAUCAACAUAACCAAAACUGCCUUUAUAAGAAUUAAUUCUGAAGAGAUUCAUAAUUUGAUCACAAAGCCACUUUCAGUAGUUCUUUCAAGAGAUUACUUAACAGACAAAAUGGAUUUUGACUAAAAUUUUGCAACAUUCUUCAAUAUGUAUAUUUGGACAUACUGUAUGAUAAAAUGUAGCUGAUUUUCCUGUACUUUAGCUCCAUAUUCAAGAAUCAAAGUAUGAUACUGUAUAAAGUAAUAAACCUAGGUGCUUCAGAAAGACACAUCUGCCUUUAGUAGCAGUUCUAAAAUUUUGCUUCUCUGAUAAAAAUGUCAAAUACAAAUUUCUAGACAGUUUUAUGAAGUAUGUGAAAUGCUAAAUACUAAAAUGAAGCUUUUUAGAAGAAAAGCUGCAUGCCAGAUGAGAUCUCAUAAACAAGCAAAUGGUACUGUGAAUAGGUUCUAUUUCUGUUGUUUAUAAUACAUACAGAUGUAUAGUAGAUAAAACAGGUUAUAUCUCUCCACAUCUGUUUCAAAUUUCUCUUAGUCACAAAGUGGAAAAAAUUUCAGAAUUACAAUUUGAACUUAGAUUUGAAAUAACCACUGAAGCCAACUUAGUCCCCAUUCGUUCAAGUCCUAAAAUUAAAAAGAUGAUACAGUGUGACAUGUGGAUAAAGUAAUAUAUAACCCACCACUCAAUUAGAAGUAGUAUAUCACAGGUCACAGUAUAUAGUCUUUCAGUGGUCUAUAAUGAAUAAAUGUGUGUAAUGGAAUACAUAAUUUUCUACAAAGAGAAUACAGCCACUUGUUAUGUAGAACAGAUAACUGAAUGUAAUAUUUGAGAAAGCUAUUUUUAAUAAACUUACUUGUAAAACUA
Messenger RNA from Perognathus longimembris pacificus (Pacific pocket mouse), 2450 nucleotides. RefSeq names its product 5-azacytidine induced 2 (gene Azi2). The transcript has 9 exons. The record is from RefSeq and is a predicted model, not a curated record. Gene Ontology annotation, biological process: canonical NF-kappaB signal transduction. Gene Ontology annotation, cellular component: cytoplasm. Bases 446 to 1627 code for a protein of 393 amino acids. NCBI's taxonomy places the organism in Eukaryota, Metazoa, Chordata, Mammalia, Rodentia, Heteromyidae.